This is a messenger RNA of Staurois parvus, 306 nucleotides long. The record is from the annotation of a GenBank genome assembly. Lineage: Eukaryota; Metazoa; Chordata; Amphibia; Anura; Ranidae.
GGGGCCCCCGGGCAAUAGGGGAUCAUGGGGCCCCUGUGUCCUUGCCCAAACUCAAAAAAGCCUAUGAAAAAAGGUACCAGGGGCAUCUCAUGGGGCCCCCUACUGACUCUGGGCCCUCGGGCAGUGCCCAAGUGCCUAAAUGGUCAAUCCGCCCCUGAUCUGGACUGAUCAGAUGUAUAUAGUAAAGGCAGACAGUCCCACUUAGGACAUGUUCCUUAAAGGAGAAUAACAGCCAAAGCUCGUUUGGCUGUAAUUCUCCUGUAGAUUCAUUCUGCACUCCUGUGACCCGUUUUCAGCUGACAUCAA